AUGGGGCAUAUAAGGUUAGUGUGGCUAGUUACAGUGCAUGUUAGGGAUCUGAAGGGGAAAGAGGCUACGGGUGUCAUUGCUCAGAUCAGAUCAUUUUUGAAUUAUCUUCAGGGUUUCAUUAAUGGGGCUGUGCCAUGGGGAUUACUGCCUCCAACCCCCCGUAUUCACGGCAGGGGAGAGCAUCGUACAGAUUCGGCGUCGGGCUCUCCCGCUUGUCGGUCAUGCGCUCUACUCUGCUAUGACUGCUUGGAAGACUCUUCGUGUUCCCGGGUGGCUGAUUCUGUGUAUAUUAUUCCUGUUUCACCCCACCCUUGCCCCGAGACCUCCGCCUGCGCAGAUGUGGGGGGCUACUGCAACGAAUCGUGUGGGAGGCUUGAGAUCGGUCUUGCGGGCCGCUGCCUCGGAGAAGCUUGCCUCUGCUGCGUCGAAAGAGGGUCCACAGCCGCACCUAGGACCACGUCUACUCCAGCCACUUAUGCAAAGACCACGUCUACUCCAGCCACUUAUGCAAAGACCACGUCUACUCCAGCCACUUAUGCAAAGACCACGACUACUCCAGCCACUUAUUCUAAGACCACGACUACUCCAGCCACUUAUGCAAAGACCACGACUACUCCAGCCACUUAUGCAAAGACCACGACUACUCCAGCCACUUAUGCAAAGACCACGACUACUCCAGCCACUUAUGCAAAGACCACGACUACUCCAGCCACUUAUGCAAAGACCACGACUACUCCAGCCACUUAUGCAAAGACCACGUCUACUCCAGCCACUUAUUCUAAGACCACGACUACUCCAGCCACUUAUGCAAAGACCACGACUACUCCAGCCACUGAUUCUAAGACCACAACUACUCCAGCCACUUAUGCAAAGACCACGACUACUCCAGCCACUUAUUCUAAGACCACGACUACUCCAGCCACUUAUGCAAAGACCACGACUACUCCAGCCACUUAUGCAAAGACCACGACUACUCCAGCCACUUAUUCUAAGACCACGACUACUCCAGCCACUUAUGCAAAGACCACGACUACUCCAGCCACUGAUUCUAAGACCACGACUACUCCAGCCACUUAUGCAAAGACCACGACUACUCCAGCCACUUAUACCACGACUACUCCAGCCACUUAUGCAAAGACCACGACUACUCCAACCACUUAUGCAAAGACCACGACUACUCCAGCUACUUAUGCAAAGACCACGACUACUCCAGCCAUUUAUUCUAAGACCACGACUACUCCAGCCACUUAUGCAAAGACCACGACUACUCCAGCCACUUAUGCAAAGACCACGACUACUCCAGCCACUUAUGCAAAGACCACGACUACUCCAGCCAUUUAUUCUAAGACCACGACUACUCCAGCCACUUAUGCUAAGACCACGACUACUCCAGCCACUUAUUCUAAGACCACGACUACUCCAGCCACUUAUGCAAAGACCACGACUACUCCAGCCACUUAUGCAAAGACCACGACUACUCCAGCCACUUAUGCAAAGACCACGUCUACUCCAGCCACUUAUGCAAAGACCACGACUACUCCAGCCACUUAUUCUAAGACCACGACUACUCCAGCCACUUAUUCUAAGACCACGACUACUCCAGCCACUUAUGCAAAGACCACGACUACUCCAGCCACUUAUGCAAAGACCACGACUACUCCAGCCAUUUAUGCAAAGACCACGACUACUCCAGCCACUUAUGCUAAGACCACGACUACUCCAGCCACUUAUUCUAAGACCACGACUACUCCAGCCACUUAUUCUAAGACCACGACUACUCCAGCCACUUAUUUCUAA
Messenger RNA from Penaeus monodon (black tiger shrimp), 1797 nucleotides. RefSeq names its product ice-structuring glycoprotein-like. The transcript is spliced from 5 exons. Bases 1 to 1797 code for a protein of 598 amino acids. Lineage: Eukaryota; Metazoa; Arthropoda; Malacostraca; Decapoda; Penaeidae. The record is from RefSeq and is a predicted model, not a curated record.